AUUUGGACCAGUAUAAAAAAGCAUUGAUGGAUGCAGGUUGUAAUCUUGCUCCUCUGAGCUACAUAAAACAAUGGAAGGCUUUCACUAAGAUGGCUUCAGCUCCAACCAGCUAUGGAAACACUACGCCUAAACCUUUGGGUCUAUUUUCACGUGUUAUGAAUACAGGAUCACAGUUUGUAAUGGAAGGAGUGAAGAACUUAGUACUUAAGCAACAAAACCUGCCAGUCACACGUAUACUGGACAGCCUUAUGGAGAUGAAGUCAAACCCUGAGACAGAUGACUACCGGUAUUUUGACCCCAAGAUGCUACGAGGCAGUGACAGCUCAGUUCCAAGAAACAAAAACCCAUUCCAGGAGGCAAUAGUGUUUGUAGUUGGAGGAGGCAACUAUAUCGAAUAUCAAAAUCUUAUUGACUACAUAAAGGGUAAACAAGGCAAACACAUCCUGUAUGGCUGCAGUGAACUUUUUAAUGCUACACAGUUUAUAAAACAGCUGUCCCAACUCGGCCAGAAAUAAAACUGAAACACCAUGACCUGGAUGGCAACGUGACAACGAAGAAUUGUUACAACAUUCAAAUAUCUUCAUAUCUAUAAUUUUGUCAUUAUAUUAAAACUUUCAUUAAUAUGAUAACUUUUUAAAAAAAUCUGUAAUUAAUACAGUGUAUAUCAUUUCAGAAAUAAACCUUAAAACCU
Molecule: messenger RNA, 691 nt
Organism: Antrostomus carolinensis (chuck-will's-widow)
Lineage: Eukaryota; Metazoa; Chordata; Aves; Caprimulgiformes; Caprimulgidae
Product: sec1 family domain-containing protein 1-like
Exons: 9
Coding region: 27-515 (162 amino acids)
Biological process (GO): vesicle-mediated transport
Source: RefSeq, a predicted model, not a curated record